Brienomyrus brachyistius is the source of this 3409-nucleotide messenger RNA. It is a transcript of the gene ccm2l, whose product is annotated as CCM2 like scaffold protein. The record is from RefSeq and is a predicted model, not a curated record. The transcript has 10 exons. Gene Ontology annotation, biological process: heart morphogenesis. NCBI's taxonomy places the organism in Eukaryota, Metazoa, Chordata, Actinopteri, Osteoglossiformes, Mormyridae. The coding region runs from base 533 to 2368 and encodes 611 amino acids.
AAAAAAAAAGUUUGUGUAGAAUGAGUGUGUGGCUGUAUGUGUGUUUUGGUUUUAUUACAUUGUGGGGACCAAAUGUUAUUUUGACGCUGUAGGGACUAUUUUUCAGGUCCUCAAAAAGAUCUGUGAAUGCAGUAAAAAAAGCCAAAAGUUUUGUAUUUAAUUUGGUUACUUAUGGUUAAGGUUAGGGCUGGUUAGGGGUUAAGGUCGUCAUGUUGGGACUAGAGUUUUCCCCUUAGAAAUGAAUGGAGAGUCCCCACAAAGAUACGAUUACGAACCUGUUUGUGUGUGUGCGCACGCGUAUGUGUGCGUGUGUCUGUGUCUCUGUGAGUCUGUGUUAUCAGUGCACAGAGAAUGGAAGCUGUUGGGAAUUUAUGUCAAGAUUUCUGGUGGAGUUUCCUCUGCAACAGGAAAGUCAGGCUUCCUUUGUUCUGCCACGGCCUGGAGCCUGGCGGUGCUCUGGACGCGACUGUAGCCUGCAUCUAGUCUGAAACACACCGGCUAUUUCACUACCGACCGACCGUGGACAGGAGGUAUGGAGUAUGAGCCCAAGAAACAUAAAAAGGGAUUAGUUUCCCCCAUCAGACGCUUGGUCUUCCCCAAGUCGGGGCGCAAGCAGGUGGACAGGGGGGGUCUGUACCGGCGGCCCCUCCAUACUGUCCCACUUUAUCCUCCAGAUUACCUCAUCCACCCCGAAAGGCUGAUCUUCGAUUAUCUGGAAAAAGAGGUGAAGUUCCUUGGCCAUUUGACCUGGGUUUCCUGUUCCUUAAACCCAUCUAGUCGUGAUGAGCUGCUGCAGCUGCUGGACACUGCCCGGACGUUAAAGGUGCUGCCCUUCAAGUUGAGCCAAGAGCAGGACUGCAUCCUUAGCCUGUCGGCUCGCUGCCUGCUGCUCACCUGGCGAGACAAUGAGAAGCUCUUGCUGCGAAUCCCCACACAUGAGAUUGCUGCCGCCUCCUAUCUGCGAGAUGAUGCACUGCACCUCCUAGUGCUGAAAACAGGCCUGAAUGUGGACACAGUAGUUGCAGAUGGCAGUUUAGAAAAGAAGCCGGGAGGUAUUGAGGGACGCCGGCAGACAGUCAGCAAUACUGAUCCACGCCCAUCAGGGGGCACUAUGGAGCGUCGACACACCAUCUGUGGAGUGGAUUGGAAGCCUUCUUCCAGACAUGAGGCCAAACAAACGGCAGGUGGAGGUGGAGUAGGAGUAGGAGUCCAGGGUGGGGUCCAAGGAGGAGGUGGGGGGACAAGUACUGGGGGAAGCUUAGAGCGAAAGCGAGUGAGCGGGAGCUGGGAGCGCAAACAGACCCACAAAGCAGGAGGGAGUUGGGACCGCCGGCCCAUUGGGGGGAGCUGGGAAAGGCGAAACACCAGUGCGAUAGGUGGGAGCUGGGAGAAGAGGCACGGCGGCAAGCCAGGGGGCAGCUGGGAAAAAAAACAAACACCAGGGGGCAGCUGGGAGCGAAGGCACGCCUGCACAGGCAGCUGGGAGAGGGGCAAGUCCUACGGAAGCUGGGAGAGACGGAAUCACAACCCCCUGGAGCCUACUCCCUGCCCGGACGCCUACUGUAACCUGGUGAUACUGGCAGUGGAAAACAGGGAUGCUGCGGAGGAGUACUGUGCUUUGAUCUGCCAGAUGUUUCAGAUCAUAUAUGGACACCAAAGUAUUGAGUGUGUGGAUCGAGCUGGCUACCAUUACACUACCCCUGACAACUACUGGCUACAGAGGAGUGACAGCUGCCUGACAGAUAUGACAUAUGGUUACGAUGCAGAUUUCAGCUGCUGCAGCUCUUUCGAUGGAUCACAUGAGACCUUUGACCCUUACUACAGUGAGAACUACAGUGAGAGCUCCUCCCUCUCCCUCCAUGACUCCUACUGCAGUGCAGCCUCAGUACACAGUGAUGGAGAGCCUAGCAGCGAAGGCUUACAGCUCAUGCAGGAGUACAUGAUUACACUAAGAAGUAGACUGAGUCCCCAGGAGAUCCAGCAGUUUGCACUCCUCCUGCGGGAAUACCGAAUGGGUGCACCUAUCCAGGAGUUUUGUUCAGACCUCCUCCAGCUGUAUGGAGAUACCAGAAAAUUCCUGUUGCUUGGCAUGAGGCCCUUCAUCCCAGACAAAGACGUUGGCAUCUUUGAGAGCUUUCUAGAAGGUAUUGGGAUACGGGAAGGUGGGAUCCUGACAGACAGCUUCGGCCGCAUCAAGCGCAGCAUGAGCAGCACCUCUGCAACAGCCGUGCGUGGCUACGACAGCUGGUCCCUCCCUUCUGGCUCGCAGGACUUCAACAGGAUGAUCACUGACAUCACGCAUGACAUUGAGGCGCUGGGCUUCGAGGAGGGUGAAGGAGACAUUGAGGAAGAGGACUACUACCUGUGAGGCUAGCCUCUCAUCCUUCCAUCCUCCCUUUUGGAAUAUAAACGGGACAAAGAUUCACUGAGACCUGGUUAGGACAUCGUUCCAGUUCUGGAAAAACCCUGUAAUGAACAUGUGAAUAGUUUCAGACUGAUAUGCAGCAUUGGAUAGUCCAGGUCCAGAAAGUACAAAUCCAGAUCAAGAUUUUGUUUCGACUAACCACAGCAUAAAGAGUCACAGUGACAGCAUAAAGUGUCACUGCAGCUCCCUAAUUAAUUACUAAUUAGACCGGGUUGCCGAAAAGUCCUUACUCCAGGGUUUGAACAGCCGACCUAAAGAUUUUCCCAAAAACCUACAUACACACUGUUUUAGUGCAAUAGGACUGUUCAGGAGAGCAAUGGAAUUAAACAUUUAUAAUGUGAAGACAGUAUGACUGUCUGUUCCACUCUGUGAUUAUAGCUUUCCCAGAUGGUGGCGCUCAAGCAUACGGCUCCCAAAGGUCGCAUCAUGUAAUGUGCACUUUCAGUCAAAACUGAUUUGGACAUGUAAUUGAAAAUUAUGGAUUUUUAUUGAAUAAGAAUACCAAGAAAAGCUACACCAGCAAAAGUAUUUUUAUUGUUUAAUGUGAAUAUUUGCAGCAUGACAAAUUAUACAGUGCUGUGCAGAAGUCUUCAGCAGUUAAAGAAAGUGAUGUGUAAAUGAUUUUCAUGUUGGUGUAAAACUAUAACACCCAUAUAUUUUUUGACUCGACCACCAGCACACCUCGCAUAGCUAAUCAAUAUCUCAUUGGCUUUUUUCAAUAAGUAAUUGAAUUAAUUAAGUGAGCUAGUGGUGAAAUUUAACAAAUACAUGGAAUGGUUGGGGUGCCCCUGAGGUGAGGUUUGGGAAUUGAAGCCGUGUUCUUCUACCCGUUGAAUGAGAUAUCAGUAACUUAUUGGAUAACAGAAGAAAUCCUUUCAAAUUUGUACUGUAUUACUUUUAAAUUGCAUAUGUUGUAAUGAUAAACCGUGUUGUGUGUUCUGUGCACGUAUACACUUACUACCCAGAUAAAUAGAUUUAAACAUU